AUGUUCAAUUGCUUGUAUGACAUACAGUUAUGUUCAGAUUUUAUUUUUCGAUUAUUUUCUUGUUCAGAUGGAUUUUAUCUACCAGCAGAAUCUGAAGAUUAUGUUGGAGAACCCGAGCCAUGCAAUGCGCGAUGCCAAAAUAAAGGGCAAUGUUUCCUCUCGUCCUUCUGUAUUUGUCCGAAAGGAUUUUCUGGACGAUAUUGUGAAAUUUCUCUUGAUGAACAGUGCGGAACCUUCCCAUCGAUGACCAGAAUGGAAAUCGAUUGUGUCCUAUGCAUAUGCUACAAUGGUAUAUUUAUGUGUGAUGUUCUACCCACUGGUUUUUGCAGGCCUAAGUUCCACAAGUCUAUGAAUCGUUCCAUACGUAUUAAUCAUGCGUUUCAUGUUCUACAAUAUCGUUUCAAACAUAUUCAAUCAUUUGAACCAAUGACGAGAUAUAAUGUAACAUUAGACGAUGACAUUCAGCCGAUCAAUUUGCAUGGCUAUCGAAUUCUUCUCAAUCAUUGCUCAUCAGCGGUUUCAUCGAUAUUUUUUAUUUUGUUUGGUUGUUUAUUAUCUAUGUCUUUGAAGAUUUUCUCUGUAUUAUAA
Adineta ricciae is the source of this 588-nucleotide messenger RNA. The record is from the annotation of a GenBank genome assembly. NCBI's taxonomy places the organism in Eukaryota, Metazoa, Rotifera, Eurotatoria, Adinetida, Adinetidae.